This is a messenger RNA of Amoebophrya sp. A25, 445 nucleotides long. The record is from the annotation of a GenBank genome assembly. Lineage: Eukaryota; Dinophyceae; Syndiniales; Amoebophryaceae.
AAAGGAAUAGCGGUCCUGCAAGGGUCUUCUUCCUCUUCAGACCUGGUAGGAGGACUAGGAGUUGUUUCUAAUGGUAAGGACCACGAUUUUUACCAUCGUAGAAGUGCUGAGCAGCUAGCCGCUCGGACCACCUACCAUCAUCCGGCUGAGCACAGACGGGGUGAGAACGCGGUGCUUGAGAAAAUCUCUACGCUAUUGGAGACUGAGGCCACUCGAGGUGCUAGGGGGCUACUUAGGUGGAGUGGCAAUCACGACCUCGAUGCGGAGAAUUCUCCUGAGAGUGCUACGACAUCGAUAUCGAAGAUGACCUUGCCUAGCGUCGACGUAGGGUCUAGCCCUGCAGCUGAGAAGUGGUCUACGUUUUUAGAUGAUAUGGCAGAGGAUGCGGAUGGCAUGGUCAUGGAUGGCAAGCAUGAAGAGCAACGGUUAGCACGGAAUUUAGCUC